This is a messenger RNA of Phragmites australis (common reed), 998 nucleotides long. RefSeq names its product basic blue protein-like. Gene Ontology annotation, cellular component: plasma membrane. NCBI's taxonomy places the organism in Eukaryota, Viridiplantae, Streptophyta, Magnoliopsida, Poales, Poaceae. Gene Ontology annotation, molecular function: electron transfer activity. The coding region runs from base 244 to 765 and encodes 173 amino acids. The transcript is spliced from 2 exons. The record is from RefSeq and is a predicted model, not a curated record.
UUUGUCGUGUGCGGAUAUAUACACACACGAAGCCAUUCCUGCCUACGCAUCGCCUGUCCGCAGUGUCCUCUUCUUCCUCUCGUCCUCCGGCCGGCCCCCUCUGCUUGCCCCUUCCGGCCGGUUUGACUGGUUGAUUAAUAGUUCGUCGACCGAUCGGUCUCGAUUCAUCGAUCAGAGGCGCGUACUACUGCCAAAUCAAACUCUCGAUCGAUCCUAUCAAUCAUAAGUAGCCCAGCGUGUAUCAUGGAGAUGAGGGUUGUGAUUCUUGUAGCCAUGGCGGCUGUGGUGGCCGCCGUGCUUGAAGCGGCGGCGGCGGCGACGUACACGGUGGGCGCGCCGGACGGGCUGUGGGACCUGCAGACCAACUACGCCGAGUGGGUCGCCGCCAGGACCUUCCACCCCGGCGAUAACAUCACGUUCACGUACUCGCCGGAGCUGCACGACGUGGUGGAGGUGAGCAAGGCCGGGUACGACGCCUGCUCCAGCGCCAACAACAUCUCCGCCUUCCGCACCGGCAACGACGUCGUCGCGCUCACCGCCGUCGGCACCCGCUACUUCCUCUGCAGCCUCACCGGGCACUGCGACAGCGGCAUGAAGAUCCGGGUCGACGUCGUCGCUGCCGGCUCGGCGCCAGGCCCUGCCGCCGCAGCGCCGACGUCCGCCGCGGGCUCGGUCACGACCCCGCCGGCCGCCGCUGGGAUCGUUGGCCUCGGCGGCGGCGUCGUCGUACUAGCCCUGCAGCACGGCUUCAUGACCUUGUGGUAGCCAGACGCGCGUGUGCGUGUAUAUGCAUGCAUCCAUACGUGUCGAUCUGUACACUUUGAUAUUUGAAGAUCCCAGGGACGAUUAUUCGUGUAAAUGUUCUUUUGUUCUGCUAAAUAUUUCAUGAAAAAUAUACAUCGCAGAAAACUCCAAACAGAUAAUGUUAUCUCUCAUCUGGUAAUUUUUUUGUUCAAGUUUACAGCUGAAUAUAGAAUUAUCGGUCACUAGUUAGAGAU